AUGCACCAACGGGCGCGCAAGGGACAGCGACUCACGGACGAGGAGAUUGGAUUUAUUACCAAUAAGACUGCAGAGCUUGCCGGAGCCUCAUCGGACCAGAAGGACACACUCAAUCCCAGCCAAGCGCGGUGGGCCGUAAAGGCUGAGCAGGUUCUCAGCAAACCCGCGGAUGGAAUUACCCAAAAAGACGCCCGGGAAAUGGCAUCGAAAGAGAGCCAAGCCUUCGAGAUGCUGCCAGCCACCGGCUCUGUGGCGUCGCAUGUACAGUCAGUGGCCGAAAGAAACCAGGGAAACACCUAA
Messenger RNA from Penicillium alfredii, 300 nucleotides. RefSeq lists its product as uncharacterized. The transcript is spliced from 3 exons. NCBI's taxonomy places the organism in Eukaryota, Fungi, Ascomycota, Eurotiomycetes, Eurotiales, Aspergillaceae. The coding region runs from base 1 to 300 and encodes 99 amino acids. The record is from RefSeq and is a predicted model, not a curated record.